AUGCGGCCAGAGGUUCAUCAAUUGCUGUCUUCAGGAGUUGCUACUGCCAGUACCAUUUGGGAUUCAAUCCGAGAAAGGAGACCUAAGGUUCCUUGGCAAAAACUGUUAUGGUUCCCCUUGCAUAUCCCAAAAUAUAGCCUCAUUACCUGGAUGGCUUUUCUGGACAAGCUUCCUACUAAGGUAAGAUUACAACGUAUGGGAGUGACUAACGAUACUAUCUGUGUUUUAUGUUCUACUGAACCAGAAUCCAGAGAUCAUCUCUUCCUAUCUUGUCCUAUUGUUGCUUCCCUUUGGGAGUCUAUUUUCUCAUUUUCUGGUUUGAACUUUGCUGCCUGCUCCUGGGAUGAGUUCUUGACACAGGCACGCAACAACUGGAAACAAAAAUCUUUGUUUUCUUUGGUUAUGAAACUGGCCUUGAACACUCUAGUGUAUUUCUUAUGGGAAGAGAGGAACAAACGUUUGUUUCAAGGACGAUCUAGGACAAUUGAAGAUUUACUUAAAGCUAUUAAAGAUGUUGUUAGUGUUCACUUAAGUGGUAGAACAUUUAACAGAUUUCUUGUUGUGAAUAUUAACCUCUGCAAUCACUGGAAUAUUGCUGAUCAUUGA
Hibiscus syriacus is the source of this 606-nucleotide messenger RNA. RefSeq lists its product as uncharacterized. The record is from RefSeq and is a predicted model, not a curated record. NCBI's taxonomy places the organism in Eukaryota, Viridiplantae, Streptophyta, Magnoliopsida, Malvales, Malvaceae. The coding region runs from base 1 to 606 and encodes 201 amino acids. The transcript has a single exon.